Messenger RNA from Salarias fasciatus (jewelled blenny), 1612 nucleotides. RefSeq lists its product as uncharacterized. NCBI's taxonomy places the organism in Eukaryota, Metazoa, Chordata, Actinopteri, Blenniiformes, Blenniidae. The transcript is spliced from 2 exons. Bases 88 to 1347 code for a protein of 419 amino acids. The record is from RefSeq and is a predicted model, not a curated record.
CAUGUUGGAGUAUAAACCCCGGAGCAGCAGAGUGUGUUUGGCAUGUUCGACAGAGAAGCCUCAAGCCUGCAUUAACGUAGUGAUAACAUGGUUCUCAACUGUGUCGCAGUUGGGUGCACCAACUACCGAGGGAAGAAGGCUGCAUUGUCCUUUCACAGGUUUCCGGCCGAUGGAGAACGGCGAGAGAGGUGGACAGCUGCACUUCGACGCGCUAAUGGGAGACACUGGCGACCAGCAAGAAACAGUCGCAUAUGCAACGAACAUUUUGUUGGAGGAACUAUCAGCAACGAUCCUGUUUCUCCUGCGUACAUACCAACGAUCUUCUAUCACACGCCAUCCGCCGAAAAACAACGGAGAGAGCGAGCUCUUCAAAGCUAUGUGCGCAGAGAGGCUACAAAAAGAAAAAGAAGGGCAGUUCAAAGACAGACUGAAGCUGCUGGAGUAUUGUUAACCCUACAUGAAAAGUUUCAGUAUGGUCCCCAGCCAGAAGACAUAGCAGAGACAGUGGUGCACCUGGAAAUGGAAUCUGAUGAAGAAAUCUGUGUGGUGGAUGAAAUGGAAGAUCUGGGAGAAUCAGAUGAAAUGGAAGAUCUGGGAGAAUCAGAUGAAGAAGAUUAUGUGGAGGUCGUAGUCGAUGUCGAGGAAACCCAAGAAGAAGAGGAUUUACGAACUGAGAGGCCAGCCGGAACAUCUGACGUUGCAAAGUUGGAGCAAGCAGCUCAAACAGACUUGUCUGCAUCUGACAUAGCUGCUAUCGUUGCAGAUAAUAUUUCUCUUAGAAGUGAAGUUUUGCUGCUCAAAGACAAAGUCAACAGGCUGUCCAUCAGUGAAGACAGCUUUAGUUGUGAUGAUAAAGUUCGAUGUUACACAGGACUUCCAUCCAGCCAGAUUCUGAAAGUGCUGUUUAAUGAGUGUUCCUCAUACCUUGCCGAAAACUCAGCCCUUAGUAAAUUUCAGCAGUUUAUCAUGACACUGAUGAAGAUGCGCAUGAAUUUAUCAAUGCAGUUUCUAUCAUACAUGUUCGAUGUCAACGUCUCAACUGUUUCCAGACUGUUCAACAGUGUCAUUGAUGUAAUGUAUGUCAGACUGCUGCCACGUUUGGUGUUCGGGGCAAGCGGAUCCACCAUAAGAAAAACACUGCCACCGAAUGUUGAGACAACACAGACAUCAAGCAGAAUCGAUGUUGAAGGUGUAAUUGGGCUUGCGAGACAAAAGUACACAAUGUUAAAAAGUACUACUUCUAAAACUCCUAAAAGUGACGGAGCAGAUUUGACCACACUUGACAAAGUAGUUCACAUUGCUUGUGCACUUUGCAACACAAGCGAGUCAACUGUAUUAUCUGAGUAAUGACACUGUAUCGGCACAGAAAGUGCGAAGAUUGACAUGACAAUGUAUUGUCUUGUUUGUAAACAAAGCUUGUUGACAGUUCUUUUCUAGUGACUGUUCAUAUGGUUGAAUGCUUACUUGUGAAUCCAUACAUGAGGAAAAUUUUUUUAGAGCAGCUGAGAAAUGUUGGCGAGACUUCGAAGUACAGAUGUAUUUUAAAUGUUUGACAUUUAAACCCAAAGAAUGACAUGACGGUAAGCUGCAAUAAAUUGUCCUUGUUCAUAAA